CAUUGUAUAAAGUAUUCGUGUUAGCAUUGUUAGAGGCGCGAUUUGCUUAUAAAAUUGCAAUAAUGACCGAAGUGAGAAAGGACGACAUUGUAAAAAUUCUUCACACUUAUCCGUUUUGUAGAAAAUGCGAUAUGUCCGACGAAAUGAAACAGGAAGCGAUGGAAUUAUGUGUAACUGCAGCAGAAAAAUACGCAGACAAUUAUGAGAGCGUAUCUCGAAUGAUUAAGGAGACAAUGGAUAAAAAAUUCGGUGCAUCAUGGCACACUGUUGUUGGAGAAGGCUACGGUUUUGAAAUAACUUAUCAAUUGAAACACCUUCUAUAUAUGUAUUGUGCUGGCAAUUUGGCAAUAUGCAUUUGGAAAUCUGCAUAG
Molecule: messenger RNA, 371 nt
Organism: Atta colombica
Lineage: Eukaryota; Metazoa; Arthropoda; Insecta; Hymenoptera; Formicidae
Product: dynein light chain 4, axonemal-like
Exons: 2
Coding region: 63-371 (102 amino acids)
Biological process (GO): microtubule-based process
Cellular component (GO): dynein complex
Molecular function (GO): dynein intermediate chain binding; dynein light intermediate chain binding
Source: RefSeq, a predicted model, not a curated record